Messenger RNA from Schistosoma rodhaini, 1916 nucleotides. The record is from the annotation of a GenBank genome assembly. NCBI's taxonomy places the organism in Eukaryota, Metazoa, Platyhelminthes, Trematoda, Strigeidida, Schistosomatidae.
GAACCUUGUAAUAAAGCAUCUUCUCGCUACUCGUGUCUUCUCUCUGGUCUUCAAGUUGCUGAGUAGUGCUAGCCUGGGGUUGUCCGAAUAGCUUAGGAUCUGAAUAUAGCGUUCAACCCACAAGACAUAUCAGUGGCGACGGGGAAAAACUACAAGACAUAUCACUGGCGACGAGAAAAAAAAAUGACAAUGAGUAUUUCUUUAGAGCAAUUUGAAGCUUAUAUGGAGCGUCAAGAAAAACGGUUUGAAUAGUCUCAAAUCAGAGUCAUGGAAGCUCUUAUGCAGAAAUUAUUUAUGUCUCAACAAAACUCUGCUGCUGGUGAAUUUCAAGUAUCUCAUACUGACUCAGUUAUUAACGCAAUCCAUGAAUUUAAUUUUGAUGGUGCAGCAGGUGUCACUUUUAACUCUUGGUUUAAGAAGUAUGAAGAUUUGUUUCAUAUUGAUCUCUGCAGACUGGAUGACGCUUCAAAAGUCAGAAUACUUCUAAGAAAGCUUGGGACAACAGAACAUGAACGCUAUAGUAACUUUAUUCUCCCGAAGAACCCACGAGACUUUAGUUUUGAUGAAACAAUUCAAACCCUGUUUCAAAUCUUUGGAGAACAGUCGUCUCUAUUUAAUAUCCGUUACCAGUGCUUGAAGAUAACGAAAGAAUCAGGAGAUGACUGGGUGAAACAUUCAGGUAUUGUGAACCGAGAAUGCGAGAGGUUCAAUUUGUCUUCCAUGUCUGAAGACCAGUUUAAAUGCUUAGUAUUUGUCUGUAGCCUGCGUUCACCUGAGGAUGCUGACAUCCGAACGAGAAUCCUAAGCAAACUUGAGCAUUGUCCCAACAUGACCCUGCAGGAAGUGACUAAUGAAUGUCAAAGGUUAGUGAAUUUGAAGCACGAUACCUCGAUGGUAGAAAACACUAACCAGUUCCUCCACGUUAAUGCUGUUGAGAGGAAAGUCGAGCAAGGUUCCAGUAUACAGAAUUACCGAAAUGACUGCGGUAAACCAUCAUCCCCAUGCUGGUUAUGCGGAGGUUGGCAUUUCAAAAGGUUUUGUCUGUUUAAAAGUCAUCGUUGUACUACGUGUUCCAGGAAAGGACACAAAGAAAGUCAUUGCAAAACCCGUAAACGUCGUCAACCUAAAGUUUAUUCUAAAAGAUUCAAGCCACGCACAGCCAAGGUGACGGUAGCUGCUAACAGAAUCGGCUCCCAUAAUCGUAGAAAGUAUGUUUCCCUCAAGAUUAACGGGUACGAUGCCCGCUUACAGCUAGACACAGCCUCCGAUAUAACGCUUAUAAGCAGGAGGACGUGGGAGAAAAUUGGGAGGCCGAGAAUAUUUUCAACCUAUCAGACAGCACACGGCGCAUCUGGGGGGAUUAUAGACAUUGCUGGUGAGGUUCACUGUAAAAUCACAGUCGCAGAGCUUACAAAGAAGGGAGUAAUAUUUUUAACAGAACGACCAGCACUCGACUUAUUGGGACUUGAUUGGAUAGAAAAAUUGAAAUUAUUAGAUCGUCCCAUAAAUUCAUUCUGCAACAACGGCACUAUGUCGAAAGUUGGGGACCCAACAUUGUUUCGUGGGGGAGGUUGAAGUCAGCAAAUGCAGUCUGGAUACCUACCCCGCUUCUUCAAAAAAGGGGAGGUGUUAAGUCGGUUUCCAGAGAACUCCAACAGAGCCUCCAGAGGCUCAAAAAGAGCUCCAACCAAUCAGAGCACGACAGAACAUUCUGGAGUUCCAACGUGGCAUGCUACCAUUGGUCAGUAGCAAUAUAUGUCGUUUAUUGGAUUGGCUGAAUUAGGAUGUUGAUUUAACUUAAGCAAACAUCUAUAAAUACUUACGAUUUUUCUGUACAAAACUGAACCUUGUAAUAAAGCAUCUUCUCGCUACUCGUGUCUUCUCUCUGGUCUUCAAGUUGCUGAGUAGUGCUAGCC